AUGCAACGCUUCAUCUUGCUCGUGACUGCUCUCGCAGCUGUAUUCCCCUCGAGCCUGGCAUGGGGCUUCCCUUCAAGCUUUCCUCUGAUUAGAAGGGAGGACAUCUCGCCCGGCAGUCCACUCUACGAAUGCCACGCCGAUUGCGGCGGAGUCAUCCUCAUGUCCCAGGACGACACCAACGCCACGUACUGCUCCAACGCGACCUACAAGACCGAGCUCAGCGGCUGCCUGGAGUGCGCCCUGACCUACAACAUCUGGCAGUACUACGGCGACGACGUCAAGUCCGCGGCCGAAGCGUGCGGCGAUAGCGCCACGCCCAGUGCCUCGUCGGCGACGACGAGCGCCACGGCGGUUGCAAACUCGACGGCUACCAACUCUGGGGCGAGAGCCACCGGCUCUUCUUCCUCGCACGCGUCCUCGUCCUCGUCCAGUAGCUCCGCGGCUGCUGCGUCGGCCACUUCGAUGUCUGGUGGAGCGGGCGCGUCGAUGAGCAGGAUGGCGAUAUGUCGUGCUGUGAUAUUGGGUGGAUAG
Molecule: messenger RNA, 531 nt
Organism: Aspergillus uvarum CBS 121591
Lineage: Eukaryota; Fungi; Ascomycota; Eurotiomycetes; Eurotiales; Aspergillaceae
Exons: 4
Coding region: 1-531 (176 amino acids)
Source: RefSeq, a predicted model, not a curated record